AUGGAUAUUCCAUACAAAUCAGCCUUGCCAUUUGUGUUGCUAGUCAUCAAUGCAGUUCUAGGUUCUCUAUUUUUUGGAUAUUCUAUUUCCUAUCUAAAUUCAGCCUCAAAUUUUUACCCCAUUUAUUAUCUAAUUAAUGAAUAUGAUGUCUCUACUUAAAAUUUGCUCAAAGCUCUGGUUGGAGGUAUCGAAAUUUAAAUAUAGUUACUAGCUAUUUUCACUUUAUCUGCAGGAGCAGGAGCGAUUCUAUCAGGAAACUUGUUACAAUAAUUUAGUAUAAGAAAAUCUUUUAUGAUUACUGAUUUCAUUGGAAUAAUCGGUGUAGUACUUGAAAUAAUACCCAAUGUUUAUUGGUUUUACCUUGCUCGAAUUUUUAUUGGUUUUUGUGUAGGACUCAAUUCCUCACUAAUUCCAUUAUAUAUUAAAGAGUUUUCACCUAAUAGAUUAUCUGGAUCACUAGGGGCGAUGAAUUAACUUACAAUCAACAUUGGAUUAUUGAUAGGUCUUAUUUCAGCUUUGUAAUCUUUAUUUUGAAUUUAAGUUUUUACAAAACCAGUGACAAUUCAGAAGAAUCAUCAAAUGAUAAUGUUUUUAGAUUGUUUUUAGAAUUGCCCCUCAUAUUUUGUUUACUUAGGACUUUAUUAUUGAUUUUUGUAUUUAAAAACGAGCCACCAUCAUACUAUGUCCAAAAAAAACAACUGAUAGAGGUAUUUGAGUUGCUAAUUAGGCGAAAUAAAUAGUGGAGAGAUAUUAUUUAAGAGAAAAAGUAGAUUAAGUCUUAGAGACGAUCAAGUCAGUUAAUGAAUCUAAGAAACUCCAGAAAGAAACCUACAGGGAUCUGCUUAUGAAUUACGGUCAAAGAAAACGUUUAUUAAUUGGUUGUGGACUCUAAGUAUUGUAGCAAUUUUCAGGGAUAAAUGCAAUUAUGUUUUUUUCUAAAAUCAUGUUUUCAUCUGUAAUUAUUUAAUGCAGGAAUAUUUUAGAUUCUCAAUAACAAUGAGACCAAAAUUAAUUGGGCGAAUGUGGCAGUUGGUUUAAUCAAUAUCAUAUUUAGUUUUUUGGCAAUUAGUCUAUUAUAAAAGUUUGGAAGAAGGACUCUCUUGUUAUAUGGAACUAUAGUUUGCACCUUUUUCCUAUCAAUUGCCUUUGGUUUCUCAUUUUCUCAAGACCCAAGUACCACCAUAGGAAUCUUGAUUGUGUUGGCUAUAUUUGGAUAUCUUGGGGCGUUCCAAUUAUCUCUAGGACCUGUGGCUUGGGUAUUCUCAAAAUUAUAAUAAUUUAGAUUUAUGAUGCUGAUAUCUUGUCUGAGAAAGGGAUGUCUUUGGCAGUGCUUUGUAACUGGAUAAGCUGCACAAUCAUAGCAUUUGCCUUCGUUAUUUUGGAUAUUGAUCACAACAAGGAGAGACUGUCUAUUGUUUUUGGCGUUUUUACUGGGUGCUGUAUUUUGGGUGUGUGUUUCAUAUUGAAGUUUGUUCAGGAAACAAAAGAUAGAACUUAAUCAGCAAUCAAUAUAUAUUUCUCAUUAACCAAAGUAAGGGAGGAGGGUUUGUUAGGGUGA
Molecule: messenger RNA, 1558 nt
Organism: Paramecium octaurelia
Lineage: Eukaryota; Ciliophora; Oligohymenophorea; Peniculida; Parameciidae
Source: the annotation of a GenBank genome assembly